UUUAAGGUUUAAUUAUACGACGUAUGCAGCUAGUUGGCUUAUCCUGCGCAGACCGUUAAAAACGGUUGGCUCUGCCGUUGAAACUUGAAAGACCGAACAAAGCUGUACAGAACCAGACUCAGCUCUAUACUCUGUCCUAAGUUUUUAUCUCUCUCAGCUGAACUGAACUGAAAACCUCAAGCUAAUGCUUCUCUGCGUAAACUCUCAUCACCAGCCAUGGAACUCAACUCUCCCAACUCUCACUCUCCUCCCAAAUUGCAAAACUUCAAACGACGUGAAUCAAAUCCAUGCAAGACUUUUAACAACUGGGUUUAUCAGAAACGAUUUCCUCACCACCAAAAUCAUCCUCAAUUUCAUUUCUUCACCGUACGCACAUCUCAUUGAAUUCGCUCGCCACGUCUUCUUUACGCGCCACGCUUUUCGAGUUCGUCGAAAUCAAGAGGACCCUUUUCUUUGGAAUGCGGUUAUGAAGUCGUAUUCUCAUGGGCGUGAACCAAAACAAGCUUUGGCUAUGUUUUGUUUGAUGCUUGAGAAUGGGGUUUGUGUGGACAAGUUUACUUUCUCUUUGGUUUUGAAAGCGUGUUCUCGGGUGGGUUUGGUGAAGGAAGGAAUGCAGAUUCAUGGGUUGUUGAAGAAAAUGGAAUUUGGGUUGGAUGUGUUUUUGCAGAAUUGUGUGAUUUGGUGGUAUUUGAGAUGUGGGUUUGUUGAAAUUGCUAGGCAAGUGUUUGAUAGAAUGCCAAAGCGGGACUCGGUUUCGUAUAAUUCGAUGAUUGAUGGGUAUGUUAAGUGUGGCAUGAUUAUAGCGGCACGUGAAUUGUUUGAUUGCAUGCCGGUGGAGGAGAAGAAUUUGAUUUCUUGGAAUUCAAUGAUUAGUGGGUAUGCACAAUCUAAAGAUGGGCUUAAUGUUGCAUGGGAGUUGUUUGAGAAAAUACCUGCUAGGGAUUUGGUUUCAUGGAACACAAUGAUUGAUGGGUGUGUAAAGCAUGGAAAGAUGGAAAAUGCUCAUCAUUUGUUUAAUCAGAUGCCAAAAAGGGAUGUGGUUAGUUGGGCAAAUAUGAUAGAUGGGUAUGCAAAAUUAAGUAGUAUUGAUGUAGCUAGGAGUUUAUUUGAUGGAAUGCCAGAAAGGGAUGUUGUUGCUUGUAAUGCCAUGAUGGCUGGCUAUGUUCAAAAUGGUUAUUGCAUGGAAGCUGUAAAGAUUUUUCAUGAUAUGUUAAGUAAGAGUGAAAUGAUACCUGAUGCUACCACAUUGUUGAUUGUUCUUUCUGCAAUUGCCCAAUUAGGACACAUUGAAAAGGGGAUUGCCUUACAUCGCUAUCUAGAGGAAAAUGGGUUCUCUUUGAAUGGAAAACUUGGUGUUGCUCUCAUUGAUAUGUAUUCUAAAUGUGGCAGCAUAGGGAAUGCUAAGUCAGUCUUUGAGAAUAUUGAAGAAAAAAGCAUUGAUCAUUGGAAUGCUAUGAUUGGUGGAUUGGCCAUUCAUGGCUUGGGCAAAUUGGCUUUUGAUUUGUUCACGGAAAUGGGGAAGCUUUGUGUAAAACCUGAUGAUAUUACAUUCAUUGGAGUGUUAAAUGCUUGUGGCCAUGCUGGCUUGGUGAAGGAAGGGCUGGUUUGUUUUGAUCUUAUGAGAAGAGUUCACAAGGUGGAACCAAAAUUGCAACAUUAUGGAUGCAUGGUUGACAUCUUUUGCCGUUCAGGGCAUAUAGAAGAAGCCAGGGCACUAAUAGAGGAAAUGCCCAUCAAGCCAAAUGAUGUGAUCUGGAGGACUUUGCUUGGUGCUUGUAAAAAUCAGGAAAACUUCAAUAUUGGAGAGCCCAUAGCUAACUACCUAAUUGGGUUGGAUUACAAUAAUCCAAGCGCAUAUGUACUUCUGUCUAAUAUUUAUGCUGGUCAAGGAAUGUGGAAUGAUGUUAGUAGAGUUAGGAUGAUGAUGAAAGAAAGAAACCUAAAGAAAACUCCUGGUUGCAGUUGGAUUGAACUCGAGGGAACUGUCCAUGAGUUUUUUGUUCAUGAUAAGUCCCACCCUCAAGUUACAGAGAUUUAUUCAAUGUUAAAUAGUUUGUGGAUUCCCAAUUCAGGGGCCAGCUAUUGUCAGAGUUGAGUUAAUAAUCUAUGGAUAACAAGUAAAUUGCCGAAUGCAACUUUGUAAAAAGAAGCCCCACCUUUACCAACUUUGCUCUC
Messenger RNA from Quercus robur (English oak), 2175 nucleotides. Its product is annotated as pentatricopeptide repeat-containing protein At2g45350, chloroplastic. The record is from RefSeq and is a predicted model, not a curated record. Lineage: Eukaryota; Viridiplantae; Streptophyta; Magnoliopsida; Fagales; Fagaceae. The coding region runs from base 185 to 2095 and encodes 636 amino acids. Gene Ontology annotation, biological process: RNA modification. Gene Ontology annotation, molecular function: protein binding; RNA binding. The transcript has a single exon.